This is a messenger RNA of Girardinichthys multiradiatus, 879 nucleotides long. Its product is annotated as troponin I, fast skeletal muscle-like. The record is from RefSeq and is a predicted model, not a curated record. The coding region runs from base 156 to 683 and encodes 175 amino acids. The transcript is spliced from 7 exons. Gene Ontology annotation, biological process: muscle contraction. NCBI's taxonomy places the organism in Eukaryota, Metazoa, Chordata, Actinopteri, Cyprinodontiformes, Goodeidae. Gene Ontology annotation, cellular component: troponin complex.
GUUUGGAAAAAACGAACACAAUUAGACCAGGAGCAGCUGCUGCAAUAAAUGACCUCAGGAAAUUCAGACUUUCCAGACCCAGACUUAAGCCAAUUAUAGAAAACAGAACAAGAACUCAGUCAAGGGAUAGCUGGAAGAAAUCAGCUGCUGGGAAGAUGGCUGAGAAGAAGAUGUCGCUGAGCCGCAAAAAUCAUCUCAAGAGUGUGCUGCUUCAGAUCGGUAAAGAACUGCUGGAGGAGGAGGCUCGUGAGGCCAAGGAGGAGAAAAUAAGGUACAUGAAAGAGAACUGUCCCGACCUCUCCUUACCACAAUGCACCCCGGACAUUCAGGAGCUGUGCCGACAACUUCACAAGCAGAUCGAUUUGGUGGACGAAGAACGAUAUGAUGUGGAGAUGAAAGUGAAGAAAUGCAACAAAGAGAUUGAUGACCUGAAGAUGAAGGUCCAGGAUCUUAACGGCAGGUUUAAGAAGCCCACUCUGAGGAGAGUGAGGAUGUCGGCUGACGCCAUGCUGUCCGCUCUGCUUGGCUCCAAACAUAAAGUGUCCAUGGACCUCCGAGCCAACCUGAAGCAGGUGAAGAAGGAGGUGAAAGAGGAGGAGAAGCAGACAGGGGACUGGAGGAAGAACAUUGAAGAUAAAGCCGGGAUGGACGGCAGAAAGAAGAUAUUUGAGACAGAGGCUUAAAUAAUAUUGAGUUGUUCUGCAAUUGAUAACUUGAUUAAAUGUGUUUGUAAUUCGAAUCCACUCUGUUGUUGCUUGACCUGCAUGCUAAAAGUAAAAACAGCAAGGUUUUAUAUGUUCUGUCUUUUCUUUGUAAUGCUACAGACUUAUUCUGCAACCAAUUUGAAUAAGCUUUUUUUUAAAAAAAAAAUAAAAUUUA